UUCCCAAUCGGUACGAUGACGUGUAAAAAUCAACGGCCUCAUUGUUACAUUCCACCAAUGAGGUCGAGACACGUCAGGAUAAUGCUCGUUUCACUGCUUCACUUUCAUCAAACUCCUUUAGAGAAACAAAAAAAAGAGUCGUCAAUGGCGUUUCACUGUUUAAACCCAAUCACUGCCACUCCAUUCUCCAGCACUAGACUCCAUCGCUCAACUUGGAGACGAACUUCUCGAUCCUUCUCCGUCUCCGCGACUAUGGCUUCACCUGCUAAGAGAGUUUUGAUUCCCGUUGCGCAUGGUACGGAGCCGUUCGAAGCGGUGGCGAUGAUCGAUGUGCUGCGGCGAGGCGGGGCGGAUGUGACGGUGGCGUCCGUCGAGAAUCAGGUCGGCGUUGAUGCUUGCCAUGGAAUCAAGAUUGUCGCCGAUGCGCUUCUCUCUGAUGUUAACGACUCCGUUUUCGACCUUAUUAUGCUCCCCGGAGGACUUCCUGGGGGAGAGACUCUUAAGAACUGUAAACCUUUAGAGAAUAUGGUGAAGAAACAAGACAGUGAGGGACGACUCAACGCUGCUAUCUGUUGCGCUCCUGCGUUGGCGCUUGGUACUUGGGGUUUACUAGAGGGUAGAAGAGCAACAUGUUAUCCGGUUUUUAUGGAGAAGCUUGGAGCGACCUGUGGCACAGCUGUUGAGUCAAGAGUGGAAGUAGACGGGAGGAUAGUGACUAGUAGAGGGCCUGGAACUACCAUGGAAUUCUCUGUCACGCUUGUGGAGCAGCUGUUUGGGAAAGAGAAAGCUGCUGAAGUCUCUGCACCCUUGGUGAUGCGCCCCAACCCUGGUGAUGAGUACACAAUUACCGAGCUUAACCAAAUGAACUGGUCGUUUGACAGCACCCCACAGAUUCUUGUACCCAUUGCAGAUGGCUCAGAGGAAAUGGAAGCGGUUGCUAUCAUUGAUUUUCUGAGGCGGGCAAAAGCAAAUGUCGUCGUUGCUGCGCUUGGUAACAGCUUGGAAGUGGUAGCAUCUCGUAAAGUCAAGCUUGUUGCAGAUGUGCUUCUCGAUGAAGCUGUAAAGAAUUCAUACGAUCUGAUAGUGUUGCCUGGUGGUCUCGGUGGUGCUGAAGCAUUUGCAAGUUCGGAGAAGCUAGUGAAUAUGUUAAAGAAGCAAGCGGAAUCAAGCAAACCAUAUGGAGCAAUUUGUGCCUCUCCUGCUCUGGUAUUCGAGCCACAUGGUUUACUCAAGGGCAAGAAGGCGACAGCGUUUCCAGCAAUGUGCAACAAACUCUCGGACCAGAGUCACAUCGAGCAUAGAGUCUUAGUUGAUGGAAACCUCAUAACGAGCAGAGGUCCAGGAACCUCUUUGGAGUUUGCACUCACAAUUGUAGAGAAGUUUUAUGGGCGCGAGAAAGGACUUCAGCUCGCAAAGGCAACACUUGUGUAGUAUCUUAGAUGAAGAAUCCAAGGACUCUGUACCCAACGAUGAAACUUGCCAUGAUUCCAAGAUUGCUCCAUUUCUGAGACUCCUCCAGGUCUUGUUCCUUCAAGAACACGUCUCCUCUAUACUCGUUGAUCAUCAGGCACUCGAAUGGAUACUUGAAGAGGCUGAGAUAAUGCAUGAACUCCCAGUAAACCGGGAUCCUGUCCUUUGCGAUGAAAUAGCCAGAGAAGAGGAAGAAAGAUCCCAUGAGACCUGAGAUCACUGAUGUCCCCAUGAUGAAGUUUGGGACAAGAGCACUGAAACACGCAACAAAGGAGUUUGACAUGAGAAGAACGAUCCAGAUCACCAACGAGAAGUAGAGGAACCCAUCUAGCUCUCUUCUGAGACCGACCAGCCAGUAAACCGGUGUAGCGAAGAGCAUGCUUAUGAUCAACAGGAAGGGGAUGAAGAUGAGGGUAUCUGCUAAAACAUAAGACAAAACUCUGUAAGCCCUUCUUGAUGUCUCUCUCAUAAGGAUUCUCCUGUCUUGCAAGAAUAUUGGAAGUCCCUCUGUUGUGGAAGAGAGUAGGAAAGUGAGGGUAAAGGCGAAAAACCCUGUUCGCAAGACUCUCCCUUCUUGCUUUUGAUUCCCAACGUUCAGGUAAAUGGAACCGAGUAUUAGACCGGCUAUGGAGGCUUGUAAAGCUCUGGUUGUGAACAGCUGUUUGGUUCUGAAGAUGUUCUUGCAAGAUCUUUGCCCAAGUAUCUGCACCUCCUCUAACACCGAGUUGCUGUGAGAGUCAGGUUGAUGAAACUCUCUUCCUGCAUUAUUACUCUUCCAUGUUUUGCCAUGACCGUAACACGAGAUCUCUCUGCAGCUCUGCGUCAAGACCGGUUCAAGGCUCCCUGCAAUGUCAAUAGCGUACUCCAAGACAUUCACACGGCGAGGAAUCUGGUGACCAAAGAACUUGAUCUUCUGAUAAAGACUAUUAACCGAUCCGUUCUGAACAACCAGUCCACUAGAGAGCAACACUAUCCGGUUUAUCUGCUCGAGAAUACGAAAACCGGGCUGGUGAAUCGUCAGGACAAUGGUUUUACCUUGUUUGAUUGUCAUAUCUUUGAGAAGCAUCACAACUUGAAGAGCAGAAGCUGAGUCCAAACCAGAGGUUGGCUCAUCAAUCAAUAUAACAUUAGGGU
Brassica napus (rape) is the source of this 2604-nucleotide messenger RNA. RefSeq names its product protein DJ-1 homolog B. Gene Ontology annotation, cellular component: cytosol; nucleus. Gene Ontology annotation, biological process: guanine deglycation, glyoxal removal; protein deglycation, glyoxal removal. The record is from RefSeq and is a predicted model, not a curated record. The transcript has 9 exons. NCBI's taxonomy places the organism in Eukaryota, Viridiplantae, Streptophyta, Magnoliopsida, Brassicales, Brassicaceae. Gene Ontology annotation, molecular function: protein deglycase activity. The coding region runs from base 16 to 1431 and encodes 471 amino acids.